Molecule: messenger RNA, 1076 nt
Organism: Mandrillus leucophaeus (drill)
Lineage: Eukaryota; Metazoa; Chordata; Mammalia; Primates; Cercopithecidae
Gene: LHFPL5
Product: lipoma HMGIC fusion partner-like 5
Exons: 3
Coding region: 384-1076 (230 amino acids)
Biological process (GO): detection of mechanical stimulus involved in sensory perception; sensory perception of sound
Cellular component (GO): plasma membrane
Source: RefSeq, a predicted model, not a curated record
GGGGCGCUGGCCGCGGUGCUGAAACGGCGCCCUCCGCGGACGGAGGAGGGGGCGGGGCUCUCGGGAGCCUUGAGCCGGGAAGGGAGAGGAGCAGGGCGGCGCCAGCAGGCCCGAGACCCUGGGGGGCUUGGGAGGCGGCAGGAUACUGGAGACAGCCUCGGCUAGAGUGGACACAGGCACCUGGCAAGCUUCCCCUGAUCAAACCAAGGUUGUCCUUGUCCUAUUAAGCCUCUUCCCCUUGCCUUGAAGGGACCUCACCUGGUGCCUUGACCUCAGCCUCCUCCCCAAACCCCGCUGGGGAGUGACCUGCUUCUAGGCCUCCAUCCACAAAGCCACGGACUUGCAGCCCACGGGACCCCAGCCCAGGGCCUGCUGCCCUCACCAUGGUGAAAUUGCUGCCGGCCCAGGAGGCAGCCAAGAUCUACCAUACCAACUAUGUGCGGAACUCGCGGGCCGUGGGCGUGAUGUGGGGUACACUCACCAUCUGCUUCUCUGUGCUGGUCAUGGCCCUCUUCAUCCAGCCCUACUGGAUCGGCGACAGCGUCAACACACCGCAGGCAGGCUACUUCGGCCUUUUCUCCUACUGCGUGGGUAACGUGCUCUCCUCCGAGCUCAUCUGCAAGGGCGGUCCCCUAGACUUCUCCUCCAUCCCCUCUAGAGCCUUCAAGACUGCCAUGUUCUUUGUGGCCUUGGGCAUGUUCCUCAUCAUUGGCUCCAUCAUCUGCUUCAGCCUGUUCUUCAUCUGCAACACGGCCACAGUCUACAAGAUCUGUGCAUGGAUGCAGCUGGCUGCGGCCACAGGUCUAAUGAUUGGCUGCCUGGUCUACCCUGACGGCUGGGACUCAAGUGAGGUACGGCGCAUGUGUGGGGAGCAGACGGGCAAGUACACGCUGGGUCACUGCACCAUCCGCUGGGCCUUCAUGCUGGCCAUCCUCAGCAUUGGCGAUGCCCUCAUCCUCUCCUUCCUGGCCUUCGUGUUGGGCUACCGGCAGGACAAACUCCUCCCUGACGACUACAAGGCAGAUGGAACUGCCCUUGGACUAGAAGAAGCAGCCAAACUCCUCUGUCCACUAUAA